This is a messenger RNA of Dovyalis caffra, 306 nucleotides long. The record is from the annotation of a GenBank genome assembly. Lineage: Eukaryota; Viridiplantae; Streptophyta; Magnoliopsida; Malpighiales; Salicaceae.
AUGGAGAGAGUGACAAACUUCGCAUCCGCAAAACCAGUGGUUAUCUUCAGCAAGAGCACUUGCUGUAUGUGCCACACCAUCAAGACUCUCUUCUGUGACUUUGGGGUGAACCCGGCUGUCCAUGAGCUUGAUGAGAUGCCUAGAGGAAGGGAAAUUGAGCAAGCACUGUCAAGGCUUGGAUGCCCAACAUUGCCAGCUGUGUUCAUUGGUGGUGAACUUGUGGGUGGAGCCAAUGAGGUGAUGAGUCUUCACCUUAAUCGUUCCUUAAUCCCAAUGCUUAAACGUGCUGGAGCAUUAUGGGUUUGA